Molecule: messenger RNA, 549 nt
Organism: Brenthis ino (lesser marbled fritillary)
Lineage: Eukaryota; Metazoa; Arthropoda; Insecta; Lepidoptera; Nymphalidae
Source: the annotation of a GenBank genome assembly
AUGGGGACGGUACCGAGACUGAAGAUAACAGUGGUGGGCGAUGGUAUGGUUGGCAAAACAUGUCUGCUCUACGUAUAUACGAGAAACGAAUUCCCCAAGGAAUAUGUGCCGACCGUAUUUGAUAAUUACAUUGGCCACAUUACUGUCGACGGUCAAGAAGUAGAAAUGGCUCUAUGGGACACUGCUGGUCAAGAGGACUAUGAGCGACUGAGGCCGUUGUGUUAUAACCAUACUAGCUGUUUCCUCGUAUGUUAUUCCGUUGGGAGUCGAUCUUCGUAUGAAAACGUAAUCCACAAAUGGUAUCCAGAAUUAAAACAUUUUAGUUCUGCGGUACCAAUAGUACUUGUAGCUACCAAAACUGACUUAAGAUCGUCGGGAAAAGCUGUCAUUACAACACAAGAAGGAGUAUCACUGAAAAAGAAAAUACGAGCAAGUCAGUUGGUGGAAUGUUCCGCUUUGGAGCGAGAAAAUAUGCAUGAAGUGUUUGAAGAAGCGGUGCGAGCUGCUCUUCGGAAGAAACAUGUGCCGAAGCGUCAAUGUACAUUUCUU